UGACCGAGCAGCGGGGCCGCGCCCGAGCACCAUGGCGACGGCGCGCGCAGGGCCCGGCUCCCUGCCGGUGCCGGGCGCCCGGUUCUUCUGUACCGCGGGCCGCGGCCUGGAGCCGUUCGUGAUGCAGGAGGUGCGGGCACGGCUGGCGGCCACGCAGGUUGAAUGUACUUCAGGAAAGGUUUUUUUCACUACCUGUUCUGACUUGAAUAUGCUGAAAAAAUUAAAAUCUGCUGAAAGAUUAUUUUUGCUGAUUAAAAAGCAGUUUCCACUUACUGCUUCUUCUGUAACUAAAGGAAAAAUAUUAAACAAAGUACAACGGCUUAUCAAUGAUGACCCUCAAAGCUGGUUGGAUGCCAUUUCAGUUUGGAAAAAUCUUCUUGAACUUGAUGUAAACAGGGAAGAACUUUCUCAGAGUGUUGCUAACCCACUAAAAAGAAAACAGGAAGAAGAUGAAAGCAUCAUUGCUAAGAAAUUAAAGACAGAAGAAAUGCAAAGGGUUGAAGAGAGUCACGGGGAAUGCCAGCUGGAAGAAGACAGACAGGGGCAGAGAGAUGCUACUGAUGAAAGAGAGAAAGCUGGAGAAGGAGACACUCGGAAGGAGGUAAAGGAAGCAGCUGGCACUGGCAGCCAGAAGGACUUGACAUUCAGGGUGUCCUGUCGCUGCAGCGGAAGCAUCGGGAAGGUCUUCACUGCACAGGAAAUUGGAAGAGUAAUUGGAAUUGCUGUUAUGAAGCAGUUUGGAUGGAAAGCAGAUUUGAGAAACCCAGAUGUAGAGAUCUUUGUACAUCUAAAUGACAUUUACACUGUAGUAGGGAUUCCUGUGUUCAGGGUACCUUUAGCCAGCAGAACUUACAUUAGGACAGCUGGCCUCCGGUCCACAAUAGCAUGGGCAAUGGCAUCUCUUGCAGAAAUUAAGGUUGGCACGUUUGUUUUAGAUCCAAUGUGUGGACUUGGAACAAUACUUCUGGAAGCUGCUAAAGAAUGGCCAGAAGGGUACUACGUGGGUGCUGAUGUCAGCGACUCGCAGUUACUUGGUGCGAGUGACAAUCUGAAAUCUGCAGGCCUUAAUGAUAAAAUUGAGUUGCUUAAAGUCUCUGUUAUAGAAUUGCCACUGCCUUCAGAAAGUGUUGAUAUUAUUAUUUCUGACAUUCCAUUUGGGAAAAAGUUUAAACUAGGAAAAGACAUCAAAACCAUUCUACAAGAAAUGGAGAGAGUGCUGCAUGUUGGUGGAACCCUCGUACUGUUGCUGAGUGAAGACCAUCACAAGCUCCUUAUAGAUGGUGGAGGGAGCCAUGCACCUUCGGUUCCCAAAGGCACCCACGCUGAUGAAUGUGAAGUUAAGCAGUGCUUGACUCCUGAUGGAAAAGCUGCCAUAUCAGAGAAAGUUACAGCUGCACAUGAAACUGGUAACCAGGAGCAUUCUGACAAACUGUUGCCAUUUGGCUCUUUGGUGCCAGUAAGGUGCUACAAAGUUAGCCUUGGAAAAACAAAUGCAUUCAUAUGUAAAUACAAGAAGUCAUCGCAUUCUGGACUGUAGUGGACUUGCUGCCCUGAGGCAGGUGCAGGUCCCUAGAUGUCAGCUUUGUGGGAAUCUUGUUGUCUGCUGGAUUCAUUGUGGGACCAGAGUUCUAAAGCAUCAUUCUCCUGAAGACAAGACGUGAUGACUGACACAAUACUUAGUACUGUGCGCUUAAAGUGCUUACUGUUCCUGAGAGAGAACAGAUGAUGAAUACCUCGAAAGGAUGCUGAAGUUCUGUCAGAUGGUGAAAAGACCUGCUCCACCAUGCAUUGCAUCUGAGUAGAAGCUUCAGCCUCCGAGUAAAAGUGUCCAGGGUUUCACAUGAGUCUGUGAUAGGUGUUUUACCUAUCAUAUUUUUAGAAUUCUAGAAACCUUAAUCUGUAACUUCUGUACUAAAUUUGAUUUUAUGAAUCUACAAUUUUCUUCUCCAUUAAAAUGAAAAUAAUUUUAAUGGCAAGACAUUUUAUAUGACAUGUAACAUAAAACAUCAGUAAGAAUAAUAAUAAUAUGAAUAAAGUCAGUAUCCUUUAGCAUGAUGGAAAAAUGAAAUUUGUACUUUUUCUUCCAAAAAGCAUUAAUUGUGACCUUACCCUCAUUUGAAGAAAUUCAAUGUUACCUGUUCACUACUUGAGAAAAACAGAAAGUUGGUUAAAAUCUAUGUUCUGAUUUAAUUUUUUUUUUAAUACUCUGAUCUAGUGCUCAAGUUUUUGGCUGGUUUAUUACCACUUAAGCAAUCAUUCUAUGUUUGAGAAAUUUUAUGUCCUGUCCUUUUGAAAGAGGAAGCCCCAAACUUUGCUUCCCACCAGAGCAUGGUCUUGGUUCCAUCUCUGUUGUCUUGGUUACUUUUCUCUCGUUGCUGAAACAAAAUACUUUAUGCCCAAAAUGAAGGAAAGGUUUAUUUAGCUUACAGUUUUCAGAGGUUUCAGUCCAAACUCAGCUGGCUCCAAGGCAGGAUGGCACGGCUAAGAGGCAGCCUUUCAUGGUGGCCGCAAGCAACAAGAGCAAAAGGGAAAGAGUGAAAUGCACACCUCCUUCCCUCCUGCCUUAUGUUGCAUGCCAGCUCCCCAUCCCAGGGUGAGUGCAGCAUGCACACCACUAAUCCCAGUGCUAGACAACCAACCAAUCACAAACAUUAGACUCAGCCACCUUUGAAAGCCUCCCCGCCAUGCCCACAUGAGAUUUGGGGGGACAUUUAAACACAAACCAUAACACCUGGUAACAAGGUACCUUCAUCAAUAUGAGUUUCGUCAUUUGUGCCUGGCAGCAACAGCAACAAAGUGGUCACCAGGACAUCCUUGUCCUGGAGUUUCAGCAGUACUCCCGGCUGCGUAGCCCCUAAACAGGACUCUCUGGCUUUCCUAGAGAAUGCUGAGAGCUACUACAAAUCUUGAAUACAUUUCAUUCUUGCUACAAUUGUCUAGAUUUGUUAGCAGCUAGAAUUUUAAUGUGGGGAUAGAUAUUCUAAGGGAUUUCAAGCAGCAAGCCCCAGAAGUAUGAAUUUUUUAUUGGUUAUCAGGCCUAGUUGGAUUAAAGACAGAUUAUGGCUAGUAAUAUAGACAGUUUAUGACAUGCAACAAUGGUGAAACAUUUCAUUAUCCCUGUGAUCUCCCAGUGUUAUAAGAGGUAGCCAGAACCUAAGGAGCACAAGCACUGUGAACUGCUUUUAGCAAAAGAACUUGACAGCUCAGAGGAAAAGAGCAAGACUCCUCAGUUGUUAUUGUUUCAAUUAAUGCAGUGGUCUCAGCCAUGAGUAAUUUACAGAGAGAGAGCGAGAGAGAGAGAGCGAGAGAGAGAGAGAGAGAGAGAGAGACGCACACACACAUGGGAAUGUCUAUAGACUGAGAGACCCAGCACCCUGAGAUCCAGCUAUGGUGAGACUCAGGCUGCUUAUACUUCUGCCCUCCUGGAAAGUGCCCCCGGUGAGGGCCAGGAAGAGAACCAGCACUCCCAGAAUGGCCAUGGUGGGACUCAGGCAGCUUAUUCACCUGCCCUCUUGGUAAGCACCCCCGGCAUGGGCCAGGAAGAGAACCAUUGACUCCUGUGAGCCUACUGGCACGCGGGCUGAAAAUCAGACACCCUUCCCCCUCCCGUUCCCCGCUCCAUAUCUACUGGGGAUAGAUGUCUCAGCAUCUCUUGGGAGGAUGACCAUAUGCAGUAUAGCAAAUAUGGGGGAUUUCCUUCUAUCUUCUGUUUGAAGGCAAAGGUUGUUUUCACUGUUUUGUUAUGUUUCUUUUGCUCUAUUCAAUAAUCUCAAUUGGCUUUAUAAUCUGGUUUUGGUUUGAUUUUGCUAUACCUAAUUGACUGGACUAUUGUGAAGUUAACGAGAUAUACCAUAGUAUCUAUUACUACUAUCCCAGUAUCCUACUGUGAAAUUCUGCACCGAUUUCACUGUAUUGUCUCAGUUGGCUUUGUUCUGUCUUGUUCUGUUGCAUUUUUACUACUUUAAAAAUAAAAUUAAAAAAGAAAAAAGAGAA
Cavia porcellus (domestic guinea pig) is the source of this 3993-nucleotide messenger RNA. RefSeq names its product THUMP domain containing 2 (gene Thumpd2). Lineage: Eukaryota; Metazoa; Chordata; Mammalia; Rodentia; Caviidae. The record is from RefSeq and is a predicted model, not a curated record. Bases 32 to 1537 code for a protein of 501 amino acids. Gene Ontology annotation, molecular function: RNA binding; tRNA (guanine) methyltransferase activity. The transcript has 10 exons. Gene Ontology annotation, biological process: tRNA methylation.